UUCAGAGGUCAGCCUUCCGGAAGCAGAAGAAGAAGAAAACAGUGUGGUCCACAUGGGAAACUUUAGCUGCUGAUUGUAGAAACAAACACUGACUAUCUCUGCGCCGAACCUUAAAUCAGCACUUUUCUGUGAGGAGUUUGGUUCUGUUGGCGGAACAUGGAGGAGGUGAACGUCAUCAAGCUGCCGCCGACGGAGGAGAAAGCAGCGGGAAAGAAAAGGACUCGAGCCCCGAAGUUUAACCCCGAGCAAGAGGCUAAAAUACGGCGGACUAACGUGAAGAGGCUGUCGGUGCUGGGAGAGGAGGACACCUCGGUGAAGCUGCUGGAGGAGCUGGUGUUCGGAGCCGAGGACGAGCUGGUGGAGAGACUCGUGGAGGAGGAUGACGAGCCGACCGGAGCUCUGCUGGCGGAGGACGAGGACGAAGAGUCGGCUGAGUCGGAGGACGAAGCUCGCCUGGCUCUCCGGCCGACCCGAGCGGCCGCCUGGGUGGACGAGGAUGACGAGCUGGAGGAAGAGGUGGACAUGAAGCAUCGUUACCGUAGAGACCUGAUCAGAGGAGAGGCGGAGUCGACCAUGACCAAACAGAAACUACAGCAGAGGAUGAGAGAGCAGUUUCAGAGGUCGAUGGGAGGAGCUCCGUCGUGGGCGGAGAGCAAGAAGAAGAAGAAGAAAAAAGAUGAAGAUGAUGAAGAUGAUGAAGAUGAUGAAGAUGACGACCUGCUGAGGAGGACAGGGAACUUCGUGGCGUCCUCAGACAGUCUGCCCAGCGGCAUCCUGAGGAUGAAGAAAUGUCUUCACGCGAACGCCGCCCGUCCAUCAGAGGACCGACUGACCACCGUCCAGUUCCACCCGUCCGCUCAGGUCGUCAUGACCGCCGGCCUCGACCAAUCGGUGUCUCUCUUCCAGGUGGACGGGAAGACGAACCCGAAGAUCCAGAGCAUCCACCUGGAGCGGUUCCCGGUCCACAGAGCUCAGUUCAGCCGGGACGGGGAGACGGUGAUCGCCACCAGCCUGAAGAACAAAAUGUUCUACCUGUACGACAUGAUGGAGGGCCGGGUCACACCUGUCCACUCGGUCAGAGGUCUGAAUGAAGCCAGGGUGAAGGAGUUCUCUGUGUGUCCUGAAGGAGGCGCUCUGCUGCUCACAGGAACCAACGGAUACCUGCACCUCCUCACGCUCAAGACGAAGGAGGUGGUUCGCAGUUUGAAGAUAAACGGUGAUGUCAGCGGCGUCGCUUUCUCUCGUGACGGCAGUAAAGUCUUCGCCAACUCAGAGGACGGGGAGGUGUAUGUGUGGGACAUGCGCAGCAGUCGCUGUGUGAACAGGUUCACAGACGAAGGCUGCGUGACGGGAACGUCCAUCGCCGCCUCGCCCAACGGACAGUUCCUCGCCUGCGGCUCUCAGUCGGGCGUGGUCAACGUCUACUCCCAGGAGGCGUGUCUUAAUUCAGCCAAUCCCAGGCCUCUGAGAGCAGUGAUGAACCUGCUGACCUCAGCGACCUCUCUGGCCUUUAACCCCUCGUCUGAGAUCCUCGCCAUCGCUUCCCGGGCCGAGGACGAGGCCGUACGGCUGGUCCACCUCUCCAGUCUGUCCGUGUUCUCCAACUUUCCCGUCUCGAAGAAGAAGAUUGUUUAUCGAGCGAGCUGCGUCGACUUCUCUCCACACAGCGGCUUCUUCUCAUUGGCUAACAACAAAGGACACGCCCCCCUCUUCAGGUUACUGCAUUAUAAAGACUUCUGAAGGAACUCUGAAGCACCAGGACUCGGACCAGGACUCGGACCAGGACUCGGACCCGUCUGUUGUAUUUUAUUGUGGAGCAGCAGAGAGGAUGAUGGGAAACCAGAUAAUUUAGCGUCUGUUUUUAUUUUCUGUGCAGUGAUUGUAUAAAAGAUCUAAAACAGUUCAA
This is a messenger RNA of Dicentrarchus labrax (European seabass), 1906 nucleotides long. RefSeq names its product UTP18 small subunit processome component (gene utp18). The transcript has 13 exons. The record is from RefSeq and is a predicted model, not a curated record. Gene Ontology annotation, biological process: rRNA processing. NCBI's taxonomy places the organism in Eukaryota, Metazoa, Chordata, Actinopteri, Moronidae. The coding region runs from base 157 to 1740 and encodes 527 amino acids. Gene Ontology annotation, molecular function: protein binding. Gene Ontology annotation, cellular component: Pwp2p-containing subcomplex of 90S preribosome; small-subunit processome.